This is a messenger RNA of Leucoraja erinaceus (little skate), 6108 nucleotides long. RefSeq names its product ubiquitin specific peptidase 36 (gene usp36). Gene Ontology annotation, cellular component: cytosol; nucleus. The transcript has 23 exons. Bases 375 to 3704 code for a protein of 1109 amino acids. Gene Ontology annotation, molecular function: cysteine-type endopeptidase activity; cysteine-type deubiquitinase activity. Gene Ontology annotation, biological process: protein deubiquitination; regulation of apoptotic process. NCBI's taxonomy places the organism in Eukaryota, Metazoa, Chordata, Chondrichthyes, Rajiformes, Rajidae. The record is from RefSeq and is a predicted model, not a curated record.
CAGCACGCCUCCCCCGGACGUACGAUGCAGCUCUGCGCCGAGUCCAUGUUGUGUGGCACAUCUGCAUUGCUCACUGGCUCCACGUCCCCUUCUGCUCAGGAAGGAACUGCAGAUGCAGGUUUAAACCGAAGAUAGACACAAAAAGCUGGAGUAACUCGGCGGGACAGGCAGCGUCUCUGGAGAGAGGGAAUCGGUGACGUUUCGGUCGAGACCCUUCUUCAGACUGUCAGUAAAGCUGCUUUGCAGUGUACUUGGCUGAGUAAGCAGACAGGCAGCCUGCUGGAGGGUGUACAAGAUUGACCCAGGACAAAUCUUCCCAAUCGUCCUCUAAUGUCUUGCUUUGUGUGACCGUUCAAAAGGAAUCAUGAUGCACCAUGCCUAUAGUAGACAAAUUGAAAGAAGCUCUAAAGCCUGGACGGAAAGAUUCGGUUGACGAAGGUGACCUCAACAAGUUGCUGGCGGCUUCAGCAAAGAAGGUCCUUCUUCAGAAAAUUGAAUUUGAGCCUGCCAGCAAGAGCUUCUCCUAUCAGCUUGAAUCACUGAAGAGUAAAUAUGUCAUUUUGAACCCUAAAUCCGAAGGAGCUGCUGGUGAGCAAAAUGUCUGUUCCACCCCAACGAAAAAAUACGUUUACGAAACGAGUGGCAUUCAUCACGAUGGCAUCCCGGCACCUCAGAAGGUUUUAUUUCCUAUGGAAAGACUGUCCAUGAAAUGGGUGCGUGUGUACAGAGUCGGAGCUGGACUGCACAACCUCGGGAAUACCUGUUUCUUAAACUCCACUAUACAAUGCUUGACUUAUACACCACCACUGGCCAAUUACCUCCUCUCGAAAGAGCACAGCAAGACAUGUACGCAGGCUGGAUUUUGUAUGAUUUGCAUCAUGCAGAAUCACCUGAUACAAGCCUUUGCCAAUAGUGGAAAUGCUAUCAAGCCGCUAUCAUUUAUUCGUGAAUUAAAAAAAAUAGCAAGACAUUUUCGAUUUGGGAACCAGGAAGAUGCUCAUGAAUUUUUAAGAUACACCAUUGAUGCAAUGCAGAAGGCCUGUCUCAACAGUUGCACCAAGCUGGAUCGACAAACACAGGCUACUUCAUUAGUCCACCAGAUCUUUGGAGGAUAUCUUAGGUCGCGAGUUAAGUGUUCCUCCUGCAAGAGUGUAUCAGAUACGUAUGAUCCUUAUUUGGAUAUUGCUCUCGAAAUAAGGCAAGCACCGAACAUUGUCAGAGCUCUUGAAGUCUUUGUGAAAUCUGAUUCUCUCAGCGGGGAGAACGCCUACAUGUGUGCAAAGUGCAAGAAGAAGGUACAAGCUACCAAACGCUUUUCCAUUCACAGAGCGUCAAAUGUUCUGACUCUUUCUUUGAAGCGAUUUGCAAACUUCAGUGGUGGUAAAAUCACAAAGGACAUUGGCUACCCUGAACAUCUGAAUAUUCGUCCAUAUAUGUCCCAGACUAAUGGUGAGCCUGUCAAUUAUGGGCUGUAUGCAGUGCUGGUACAUUCUGGAUACAGUUGCCAUGCUGGACACUACUACUGUUAUGUCAAGGCCAGCAAUGGGCAGUGGUAUCAGAUGAAUGACUCGAUGGUUCAUUGUAGCAACAUCAAGGUGGUGCUGAACCAACAGGCCUAUGUACUUUUCUAUCUGAGGAUGCUGAACUCCAAGAGUAGCGUGGAUGAGGUGUCGAAGCUGAAUUCUUCUCAGCCAAGCAUCAGAACCAGCAAUGGCACAUCCAUGCCAAAGAAACCAGUACAGAAUGGAUAUUUUGGCUCUCCUCAGAUAUCAAAGAAACCAGAGUCUCAGCACGCAAAACUGCAAGCUUCUGGGAACAUUGGUGUGCCAGUGCCAAGAUCCACUAUGAACCAGUCACCUAGGCUUCCAGGGAAACCAUCAAACCCACAGACUUUCUUCGACGAAUCAUUGAAGAAGCUUAAGAAAUCUUUACCUCAGCUGCAACCAAAAUCUUCUCAGGGCCAGUCAGCUAAUGGUUCAAGUGGCAGCAGACCGCCUUUGGUGGAAAGUAAAAAGGUAUCUGCACCAGAAAGCAAGGAACUACCUACAUCUACCUCAUUGAAGUCAUUGGUGGCAACUGGUGGAGCUGAGCAGAAAGGAAAAGAAAGCGGCCAGAAUCAUCAGAAGGGGAACUGCAGCCCGAAAUGUGCUGUGAAUGGGAGUAAUACCACGAAGAAUAAUCAACAGUCUGAGCCAGAAGAGUCCGAUCCCGAAUCUCAGGCACAUAGCUCGGGUAAUGAGAGGACUGAGAGCAGUGCUGAGGAGCAGGGAGUGUCCAAAAUAAAGCCCCAGCUACUUGCGGAAGAGCAAUCCAGUACCAUGUCACCACCGCCAGCAAAGAGGCUCGCACUUUCAGCCAAAAAGGCCACCUACAGCUGGAAGGUGACAGAAAAUGAGCCGUGCUCCCCAUCACUCUCAUCAGCCCACAAAGCAAAAUUAAUGAAUAAAGGCCACCCAUUUCCUUCUGCAAACAAAACUAGGAUUCUCCCACCUCCUCCAAAAAUGCAGAUUUCCCAACUAACAGGAUUUUGUUCUUCAUCUAAAAUCGCCAAGAAGUCACGUAGUUCUAGUUACUCUGAGUCGCAGCGACACUCAUCAGAAGCCAUGGAAGCGACUGGGCUGCCUUGUUGCCCUCCAGUUGAUGGCAGUGCUACCUCAUUGGAAAAGAAUACUUUACCCAGUAAAAGUAUUGGUAAAAUGUGUAAUUCCAAGACUGAAUUGGCAAAUAUGCCACACAGAUUUAGCAUUGCCUGCUCCAUGGACUCGCAUACCAGUAGUAAACGUAAAAAGAAAAAACACAAAUCCACUCUGAAAAGGGAUGCAAUUUCUUUUGAUUCUGAAUCAUCAAUCCGGACACUCUGUGAUGAAGCUGCCAAGACUCACAGCAAACAUAAAAGCAAGGAAAAGGGAUGCAGGACAACGGAGAAUGGUGAUGCUUGUGACCAAUUGCACGAAGAGUCCAUCAGGAACGACAGUUCGGAAGGACCGACCCCAAUGAAAGCUAAGAAAAAAAGGAAGAAGCAUAAAAGGAGUGCAGAAGUAUCUGAAGAAAACCACGUGGCUGAGACUGCUGCAGAACCUUAUUCAACAUGGGAUGAACCACAGGAUGAAAAGGAACUGGAAAUGCCUGAAGAAAUUGAACGGCGAAAGAAGAAACGGAAAGUGGAAGAUAGCAAGGAAAGUGAGACAAAAUGCAGGAAACGAAAGAGAAGCAGGAGUAUAGAUGAAUGUUCAGAACCUGCAGUAGAUCAACAGAUUAUAAUCAAAAGUGGAAGUAAACAAGUUCCAGUUAUUUUAUGGGACAGCCAGGUCAAAGAUGGCUAUAAAUUCUCUCAGAAUUGCUUUGGUGACGAUCAACCCACCCAGGCUACAGUCCCCAUUACAGGCGUGGCCUGUGAUGAGAAGAGAGGAUCCACCGUUAUUGGGAAGCUCUUGAAACAUUCAAGCAACAAAGCGUACGGCACUGAAGUGCUGACGUGGGGAGGGACAACAUCAGCGGUCAGUGAAGAUGCUGUAAAUGAUGCAGAGUAUGCAAGAGAAGAGUGUGUCGUUGAUGACUGGGAUGAAGAAUUUGACAUGGGAAAGAUUAAAAAAAUGAAGAAGUAUAAAAGAGAAAGGAGGAGAAGCUUUAAUAUUUUCCAGAAAAUGCAAAGCAGAAAGAAUUUUUGGUCUACCACUCACUCUGGAAAGUUUUCCAGAUUUUAAAAAGAAAACAGACAUCAGCUGGUGAAAGGCGUCUACAGAGAGGAGAAGCACAGCAAAAUGUUAGUGAUGUGCAGUGAUGUUAUGACUUUUGCAACAAUGCAAACAUUGACGCUGAAGCUAUUCGCGUUGGCAGCAAACCCAAGUAACAAUAAUUGAAAGGGAGAUUUGUUGCUGAUAUUAGACCCACAAAACUCGUGAACUAAGUAAGGGUCCGCAAUCAAGUGUGGAUUAAGUGUCUCCAAUAUUAUGAAGGUCAUCACGUCAAUAAGCAGCAAAAACUGGAUUCAGAAUUCCAUGAAAAUGCACUAUUUGUGUUGGGAAGCAGUUUCUGAUUCAUAUGGCAAAAUACAGAAUCGCAUUGCAACUCUAUCCAUUUUCUCUUGCCCUUUGGAUGAAAGAAAACUGAAGUCUUAUUGUAGCAACUAGUCGUGAUAUUCAGUGAAAACAUGUUUGCUGAUGGUCGUGCCAGGUAUUUUUUAUCAGUUGGUCAUUGCGAAAUGACACAAUCAGAUUCAUUUGAUGUGCAGCAAGGUUCUUUGUACAAGUUCUGCUCUUUUUCCUAAUUCUAUUAACUGGCAUUUUAUCAGUUACGUUAAUGAGUAAUUUUAUCCGCGACAUAGAACAUAAAUAUUGCCUUGCUAAACAGAUCAUUUGUAUGCGGCACAUUUUACAUUUCUAAAGGAUGAAUAUUUUUUUCCUAGUUGCACUAUUUCCUAAUUUUCUUUCAUUGGAAGGGAAAAAUAUAUCACUGCCUUUUCCUUGAGCAAAACACAUAGUGUUGGAGGAGCUUGCUUCAAACGUGUUGCGUUUUGCUCAACAGUCCAGCAUUUGCAGUUCACUGUGUCUCCAUUUUACUGACUUUUCCUUAGAUGCCAUCGACACUUGCUCUGUGCUCUCAUCCUUUCCCUAAGUGUCCCAGUUGACGUUUUAUUUCAGGAGUAGAUUAGCCUGCUUUUUAAAUUCUUUCACUACAAUUAAAACAUCAAUGUGGCAUGGCAAGUUGAAAACGAAGUGCCCAUAAAAUUGAAAGAGUUCAAUAAAGAUCUUUUAGAUCAACAGGGAAAGUGUUCUGGAGCAAAGUUGACAUUUGUGAUGAAAGUGCACAACAAUGUCGCCCCUUUGUCAUGUUUCUGAUUUCCAUUUGCACAAUAUUAGUAAACGAGGUCCCUUGUCUGCUGCUUAAAUUAUUUUAAGUUAUUUAUUCCAACAUGUUCACAUUGUGGGGUGGAUGGAAGGCAGGAGUGAGUGUUCUGAAUGUCAAGAUUAGUUGCUUAGAAACUCAACUUUCUCAGUGUGUUACUGUUUGGAAUCAUUCCCAAACUUUACUGUUUGGGAUCAUUCCCAAUUUUUUUAAUUUCACACUGUGUACUAGGAUAGUUCCAAUUUAAAUGUAUAUUUACUCCUAAAGGAGCAUAUUACUUUUUUUCCAUUGCAGUACUGCUGGGUACAGUAUCAGUACUCUACGAUGAAACUAGACAUUGAGGAAUAUCAAUACAUAUUAACUUUUACUGUAUAUGUUAAUCAAUGAUUUACCGAGAAGACACCAACUUGAUGCUUUAUUAAAAAAAAAGAAUUUGCCUUACUAUUGUCUGCUUCAGAUCUUCAGCUUCAAAAACAAGAUAUGCUCUUGUCUUUCAUUUGAACAAGAAAUUCCUGUAACUUACCACUGUAAGUAACUAGAUCCUUAGGUGCUUUAGAAUAUGGUAAUCUGUAUUUGAUUAAAACAGAAUAUUAAACAAAAGCUGAUGUUAAAUAUGUUAAUAUUAGAAAUGGUUGCAAUUUAAAUCGAACAACUUUCCUGUGGAAAAGUUCUUUUCUAAUAGCUGACUUAUCAAGAGUUUACAUUUUGUUUGUAAAAAAAAAAUGUUUUUUAACAGGCUACAAAUUUAAGUACUGGUCCAGUUUGUAUCUUCUUUAAAUUUUAUUGAAAGGAUUGAAUGAAAUGUUUGGGAAUUUGGGCCUUUGUUAAUGUUUGAGCAUUGUAUUGAAUUGAGUUCAAUGUAAUGUCAUGUAAAUUUACAUUAUUAACGGAAAUACAUUGGUUAAAUGGCUUUGUAAUGAGAACAUAAGAGGCUUUAAAACUUUGGUUUUACUCGUGUCAAGCUUGCUUAAUAUGUCGUAAUAUUUUCUGAGAUGCACCAUUCCAAUGUUUGGGAGGAAAACAAACUAUGUUACUUGUUGAAUGUAUUUUUUUAAGUUUGAUCCUGUAUUGUAUUCAUUCAUUUAAGGCCCAUUAAAUGAUGCCCCAUUGCAGAUAGAAUGACAAGAGAAACUUGGUGUGAAGCCUGGAAAAUGAACAACUUGCACAUCAAUGACAUUUGUUUGGGACAUUGUGUUCAGUACUGCAGUUUGUGAUUUUAAUAUGAAUACGCCACCAAGUAAAACUUCAGUAUAUCAGCAAAAA